Molecule: messenger RNA, 1664 nt
Organism: Folsomia candida
Lineage: Eukaryota; Metazoa; Arthropoda; Collembola; Entomobryomorpha; Isotomidae
Exons: 8
Coding region: 473-1606 (377 amino acids)
Source: RefSeq, a predicted model, not a curated record
AACUUGUUUCUUCAAAUACCAUUCUAAAAUGAUCAAUGCAAAGAAAUUAAAAUUUGUACGUGGCUUGUUGUUCAAAUUUUAAAUUCGACGUGCUCAUCCCUUAGUAUGCAGGUUGGAGAAUGGCCACACCUUAGUCAAUAGGUUAAUAAUUAAUUAAAGAACACUCAUCCAAAGAAAGAUUUGUAUGCAGAUAUUUUUAUGUAGAUUUUUCGUAUAUUUGAAUAAUUUUAUUGACGCUGUGUAUCUUAUAAUACGAAUAUUUCACUACAUAUUUAUUAUCAUAAUUGGCUGGUAUCAUUGGCAACCCUCGUGGGUGAUAAGUGUGAAUUAAUAUUGAGUCAGACACCCCCGCACACACGUUCUUAUACGUCGUCGUGAUAUUGAGCAAGAUCAUGUUGCAGUGACUUGUUGCAUGAAACCAAUUCAAACAAAAAUGUUCAUAAUUUGAUACAAGACUCACACAUGGGAAAGAAUGACCAAGCAACAAUUCGGUAACAAAGGAUUGGUGUCCAAAGCUGAGGAUACUUCUGACACGUCCAUUGGGAAUUCCUAUGAUCUUACGACUGAUAAUGUAAAAUAUUUGGAAGGAAAAGUAAAACAUGGAUCUGGUAAUACUUUGGACUCUGAAAAAUCUAGAAAAUCAGUCCGAUUUAGAGAUGGUCGUAAAGGAGAUGAUGAAGAGGUUAAUAUAGAUUCAAAUGGGGAUUUGGGGAAAGGACUGGUGGAUGUGGCUUAUUUUGCUACUCUCAUGAACAAACAGGAGCCGUGGGUGGACCGAAACUUUUUAGCCGGAUUCCGAGACAUUUUCAGUGCUGGAGAAGUGUGGGUGCAAGAGGUCCAAUGCAUACCUUGUGGGUUGGACACUUCAUUUAAAAUAAGCACACGAGAUGACAAGACUCCACUAUUUUACGCCAGGAAAUCCCAGCGUGCUUUCCCAACGUGGUUCAAAUCUCUCUUUUGUAGCUAUUUCUCCUGCUUUAGGAAUGGUUUCAAAGUAAAAAUCUUCAACCUCACGGGAACUCAACUUGUUACAUUUGUCCGGAAAACACAUAUAUGUGCUUCACAGCUAGAUAUAGUAGAAACAUAUUACGGGAAGGAGGAAAUGUAUGUGGGGAGAGUGGAGCGAAGUGCACACGGCUAUGUUCUGAAAGACAAGUUCCAGGAUGAUGUUUAUCGUGUGAUGAGAAUUCCCAAGAACAGAAAUAGUUUGAAAAAGAUGAGCCGAAUGUCGCUAGAGUUAUCAAAAGGACUAGUUCCCACAGAAAACCCUAAGGUUGGAUGUUUUUCUUCUGGAAAUCAGGAGAUGAAAAUCUUUAGAACCGAUACAAAGGAAAUUAUUGGCAGAAUCGAAUACAUGAAAAGAGGCAGAGGCCUACGCUUCCUUUCCGGAUGCAUCGCUCAAUCUAAAAUUGGGUUUGUCGUCAAUCCGGACGUAGGGACAAACGCUAAAGUGUUACUAAUGGGCGUACUGUUCUUGUUGAUGCACAGUGGUCAGGAAAAGUACGUGCCUUUACCAUUGGGGUCGGACGCUGUGGGAUAUGGGACGAGUCCUCCUUCUUCGGCCUACUCGUCUGAAACUUCUUUAGAUCGAUUAAUGAAGCGGUGAUGUUGAGGAGAAACCGAGUAUUAUAGUAUUUUUAACCAGCCUUUUCCUUGGAUGAAGG